UUAUUCUUCCCUCACACAUUUCCCAUUUUUGUUUCAUUCACAUUUUCAUCUUCUUUCAUUUUAUCAAAAAAAUAAUAAAAAUGAAUAUUAUUACUCCAUAAAUCUAGCAUUCUAACAAACUCUCCGAAUCUAUCGGUGAUUAGAUUUUAAAAAAAGAAAAAUGGAAGAGACAUUUGUGCCAUUUCAAGGUAUCAAAAAUGAUAUCAAUGGACGAUUAAAGUGUUACAAACAGGAUUGGACCGGCGGUUUUCGUGCCGGUUUUCGAAUUUUGGCUCCAACGACGUACAUAUUCUUUGCAUCAGCAAUUCCGGUUAUAUCAUUUGGGGAACAACUAGAACGAAAUACCGAAGGAGCAUUAACAGCCGUUCAGACGUUGGCUUCCACUGCAAUAUGUGGAAUCAUACAUUCCAUCAUUGGAGGUCAACCGUUGUUGAUUUUAGGUGUUGCUGAGCCUACUGUACUUAUGUAUACUUUUAUGUAUAACUUUGCUAAGCAAAGACCCGAGUUGGGUCAUAACUUGUUUCUUGCAUGGUCUGGAUGGGUAUGUGUGUGGACUGCUGCUUUGUUGUUCAUCUUAGCGAUACUAGGAGCGUGUUCUAUAAUUAACCGGUUUACACGUGUUGCUGGUGAACUUUUUGGUCUACUUAUUGCCAUGUUGUUUAUGCAACAAGCAAUUAGAGGACUAGUAGAUGAGUUUGGCAUACCAGAACGAGCAAAUUUGAAGUCAGUCGAGUUUAUUCCUUCAUGGAGAUUUGCCAAUGGAAUGUUUGCACUUGUUUUGUCCUUUGGCCUUUUACUGACUGGAUUGAAAAGCCGAAAAGCUAGAUCAUGGAGAUAUGGUUCUGGAUGGAUUAGAAGCCUUAUUGCAGAUUAUGGUGUGCCCCUUAUGGUCCUUGUCUGGACAGGCGUGUCCUAUGCACCGUCUGGAAGUAUUCCAAAAGGAAUCCCAAGGCGUCUCUUUAGCCCAAAUCCCUGGUCUCCUGGUGCAUAUGAGAACUGGACCGUUAUCAAGGAUAUGCUAGAUGUGCCUGUUAUCUUCAUAUUUGGAGCUUUUGUUCCAGCAACUAUGAUCGCUGUACUGUACUACUUUGACCACAGUGUGGCAUCUCAACUUGCUCAGCAGAAAGAAUUCAAUUUGAGAAAGCCUCCUUCUUUUCACUAUGACUUGCUCCUUUUGGGAUUUUUGACAUUACUUUGUGGUCUUCUUGGUAUACCCCCAUCUAAUGGUGUAAUUCCGCAAUCUCCAAUGCAUACCAAGAGUCUUGCUACUCUGAAACACCAGUUGCUAAGAAAUCGACUUGUUAAGACUGCUCGUGAAAGUAUGAACAUGAACUCAAGUUUAGGACAGUUAUAUGGAAACAUGCAAGAAGCAUAUCAUCAAAUGCAGACUCCAUUAGUUCACCAAGCACCGUCAGAUUGUGGGUUGAAGGAACUAAAGGCAUCAACGAUACAACUAGCUUCAAACAUGGGGAACAUAGAUGCACCAGUGGAUGAGACUAUAUUUGAUGUGGAGAAAGAGAUAGAUGAUCUAUUACCUGUUGAAGUCAAAGAACAGCGUGUAAGUGGACUACUUCAGGCAUGUAUGGUUGGAGGGUGUGUUGCAGCCAUGCCGUUGCUAAAACUGAUCCCAACUUCAGUUCUUUGGGGUUACUUUGCUUUCAUGGCUAUUGAAAGCUUACCUGGAAACCAAUUCUGGGAAAGAAUAUUACUCCUCUUCACUGCACCAAGCCGUAGAUUCAAAGUUCUGGAAGAUUACCAUGCAACAUUUGUGGAAACUGUUCCAUUCAGGACUAUUGCAACAUUCACUUUAUUCCAAACGACGUACCUACUCAUCUGUUUCGGGCUUACAUGGGUUCCAAUUGCGGGACUUCUGUUCCCGUUGAUGAUUAUGUUGUUAGUUCCCGUGCGACAAUACAUUUUGCCAAAGUUCUUCAAAGGUGUACACCUACAGGAUCUGGAUGCCGCAGAGUAUGAAGAGACCCCUGCGAUACCUUUUCAUUAUCCUCAGGAUGGUGAAUUUGGGGCUAGAACUCCAACUACAGAUGUGGGAGAAGUGCUCGAUGAGGUGAUUACAAGAAGCCGGGGUGAGAUCAGGCGUACGUGCAGUUCAAGAGUGACAAGCACCACCGCAACCCCAGUAAGAGAUGGCAAAAAUCUUCAAAGUCCACGGUUAUCCAUAUACAGUCCCAGGGUCAAUGAAUUGAGAGCAAUGCAUAGUCCUCGAUCUGCUGCAAGAGAACCUUUUAGUCCAACUGUGCCAUCUUCUUUGGGAAAAAGUCCCCGUAAUUGAACUCAAAAUUCUGUAAUGCACGCCGCUGGGUUACUGUUCUGCCAUCUCUCAUUUGUUUCUUAAUACACCCUUUGUUGUAACAGGAUAACCUGUGUCGGUUUCUUGUAAUUAUUAUGGUAGUAAUGUAUAUUAACGUUUGCAGACAGUUUAGAAUAAUUACCACCUGGUUUCAACUAAACGAAACUAGAUUUAUAUAAUGUCUAUCUCAUUUUGCCCA
Molecule: messenger RNA, 2507 nt
Organism: Erigeron canadensis
Lineage: Eukaryota; Viridiplantae; Streptophyta; Magnoliopsida; Asterales; Asteraceae
Product: boron transporter 1-like
Exons: 11
Coding region: 161-2290 (709 amino acids)
Biological process (GO): monoatomic anion transport; transmembrane transport; monoatomic ion homeostasis
Cellular component (GO): plasma membrane
Molecular function (GO): solute:inorganic anion antiporter activity
Source: RefSeq, a predicted model, not a curated record